Messenger RNA from Syngnathoides biaculeatus (alligator pipefish), 1535 nucleotides. RefSeq names its product methionine adenosyltransferase 2 non-catalytic beta subunit methionine (gene mat2b). The record is from RefSeq and is a predicted model, not a curated record. The transcript is spliced from 8 exons. Lineage: Eukaryota; Metazoa; Chordata; Actinopteri; Syngnathiformes; Syngnathidae. Gene Ontology annotation, cellular component: methionine adenosyltransferase complex. Bases 348 to 1349 code for a protein of 333 amino acids. Gene Ontology annotation, molecular function: methionine adenosyltransferase regulator activity. Gene Ontology annotation, biological process: S-adenosylmethionine biosynthetic process.
AAUGAAAUCAGCUCUUCUAAGGGAAGAUCUUACAAAAGGACAAAAAACAUUUUGAGUGGCGGCCACAGGAAAAAAGAGCCGAGCGACAUCACUUGGCACUGAAUUUUUUUCCUUCUCCUGCAUUCUUCGCGGAAUAGCAGGAGUCUGACACCCCUUUUCUAUUAUGAUGAUGAUGAUUAUUAUUCGUGGUCAACUGACGUGUUUGGCCGCCGUCCACGCGCAACAACGCGAGAUCCGAUUACGACAAAGGAGCCCCGUCCUUUAACGACAUUGGUGGUUGCUUUACGGUGCGUCUAACCACACCUUGGGAACGUCGAUAGUAAUAAUUAUUAUUGCUGUUGUCAAAUAUGAGCCACCUGACGAUCGACUUCAGGCCGGGACACGUCAAGUUGCUGCAGCAGGAGGACCCCCCGGCGGGCGGCCUUCGCGUCCUGGUGACGGGCGCGAGUGGUCUGCUGGGACGCGCCGUCUUCCAGGAGUUCGUGAAGCGCGGCUGCGCGGCGACUGGGACGGCGUACCGCAGGGCCGGCCCGCGCCUCCUCCGCUGCGACCUGACCGACGAGGACUCCGUCAAAGCGCUCAUGAGCCGAUGCGAGCCCGACGCCGUGGUCCACUGCGCGGCGGAGCGCCGUCCCGACGUGGUGGAGCGCCACCCGGAGGCGGCCGACGACAUCAACGUCCACGCCACCGCCGCGCUCGCCAGGGAGGCCGCGCGCCGGGGCUCGUUCAUGCUGUACAUGAGCAGCGACUACGUGUUCGACGGGCGCCGCCCGCCGUACGGCCAGGACGACGUCCCCAACCCCCUCAACGCGUACGGACGCAGCAAGCUGGAAGGAGAGCGGCAAACACUUCGACACUGCGCGCGCUCGGCGGUUCUGCGCGUUCCGGUUUUGUUCGGAGAGGUGGAGUCCCUAUCGGAGAGCGCCGUCACGUCGCUGUGGCCCGGAAUCCUGCGGGCGGGCGAGAGCUGCGCUCUGGACCACUGCCAGCAGAGGUUCCCCACGCACACCCGAGACGUCGCCGCCGUCUGCUGGAACCUGUGCAACGCUGCUGCUCGGGACGAAUCCAUCCGAGGAAUGUUCCACUAUUCCGGGAAGGAGCAGAUGACCAAAUACGAGAUGGCGCUGGCGAUGGCCCGGGCCUUCGACCUUCCGUCCGGUCACCUCGUCCCGCUGAUGGAGCUGCCGGCGACGACCGGCGCUCUGCGGCCGCUCGACAGCCGCCUGGACUGUUCCCGUCUGGAAGUCCUGGGCCUCGGCGUGGAGCCGCGAGCGUUCGCCUCCGCCGUGGCGGACUGCCUGUGGCCUUUCACGCCCGACAAACGUUGGCGGCAGACCGUUUUCCACUGAUCGCCGUGGUUGCGCCGCCGCCUCUCUUCGUUCUUCUUAACGGUUCUUUUUCCACAUUUGUGAUGUAAAACUCUCCCAAAAAUUUUUUUCAUUUUUUUUAAAUUUUAAAAUAUUUGCUGAGGACAAUACUUAAGAAUAAAGUUGAAUUUGAACGUUUGUCAAAAACAAACUUCUCGACUGUUUUUG